Messenger RNA from Bombyx mori (domestic silkworm), 1339 nucleotides. It is a transcript of the gene Ahsa1, whose product is annotated as activator of 90 kDa heat shock protein ATPase homolog 1. Lineage: Eukaryota; Metazoa; Arthropoda; Insecta; Lepidoptera; Bombycidae. The record is from RefSeq and is marked provisional. Gene Ontology annotation, molecular function: protein-folding chaperone binding; ATPase activator activity. Gene Ontology annotation, biological process: positive regulation of ATP-dependent activity; protein folding. Gene Ontology annotation, cellular component: cytosol.
AUGGCCAAGUGGGGCGAAGGUGACCCACGAUGGAUUGUGGAAGAGCGCCCGGACGCAACAAAUGUGAACAACUGGCAUUGGACGGAGAAAAACGCCGGCCCGUGGUCGAAAGAUCGAUUGAAAGAACUUUUCAGUGAUUUGAAAAUAGCUCAAAACGGCAUUGUCUGUAGUAUUACUGAAGUAGAAAAAGUCGACGGCGAAGCAUCAGCGAACAAUAGAAAAGGAAAAUUAAUAUUUUUCUAUGAAUGGGACAUAAAGUUGAAAUGGGAAGGUGUGUUGGCUGGAGGUAGUGAAAAAAUCAAGGGAGAGAUUCACAUCCCGAACUUAUCCGAAGAAAAUGACGUCAGUGAAGUGGACAUGACAGUUACAAUUAAAAGUAACGGAGAUGAAGCCCAGAGAGUGAAAGCAUUUAUGCAUCAUGUAGGGCGGGAAGAGAUCCGAAAACAACUCCAAGAGUAUAUUCGAAGUCUAAAAGAAGAGUUCUCAAAAGGCCUCAUUCUGCCAAAGAAAGGCGAAUCUUCCGUCAAACCUGACAAUGUAUCAACAAUCACAAGUGGAUUUAAUAAAAAAAUCAAUAUGAACCCAAUAAUCUCACCACAGACUAAUAAAGUUGGCUGUAAACUGGAUACAAAGACAAUUGAACUAUCAGAGAAAUUUCAAUGUCGAGGACAAGAAUUUUAUGAUGCUAUGACUAGAAUAGAGAUGGUGACUGCCUUCACUCAGGGUCAUGUAAAGCUAGAUCCCGAGAAAGGUGGAAAAUUUGCCUUAUUUGGUGGUAAUGUUACUGGAGAAUUUAAAGAACUCGUCCCAGGAAAGAGAAUCGUUCAAUAUUGGAGAUAUAAGCAAUGGCCUGAACAACACUACUCAGAAGUGACAUUUAAUAUUGAAGAGAAGGAUGACCACACUCUAGUCCGACUCAAACAAGACCUUGUGCCUGUCGCUGAGGUUGAGAAGACCCGUGACAACUGGCAACGAUACUACUUUGACAGUAUUAAGCGUGCUUUCGGAUUUGGAGCGUUCCUGUGAUCCAUGCACACUCGUAGGGAAAUUAGAUUUAAUUUUAAUGAAAACUCAAACAAUGCUGCUUCGGAACAUGGAUAUUUCACUUCAAUUGCAAUGUGCCGGUUUUUAUUUUGCACUUUCUGUGACGCGUCUGUGAUUUUAUAAGGAAUAUCUGUGUAUCAUGGACAUUGUGAAUUUCAAACUAGCAAUAUGGACACGAAUACGAUUUGUUUUUAGUACACUGUAAUUGUAGAUUUGAAAUUUAAUGAAUGGUAAUAUAGUGGAAGAAAGCUUCUCAGGAUUUUUUUAUGUAAGUCUUCAUAGAUAUAUGCAAGUG